AUGGAUCUUCCGCAAACAUCGGUACCCCACAGCUGGGAACAAGAGCCCUCGGUAGAUGAGCCGCAGGAAGAGCCUGUUGAGGAGCGUCCACGAAAGAAACGUCGCAAGUACAUUGCUCGAGCUUGCAAUGAAUGCAAGCGUCGCAAAAUCAAAUGUAAUGGUCAAGCGCCGUGCCAUCGAUGUGGUCGGCAGCACAUCGAAUGUGUCUACGUGGAGAAUCCUCGACCCGACAGCCACGGUGAAAAUGAGGAUUUUGAACGACUCUUCGAUCAAUUGAAAUCGAUGCAGGAUCAAAUUAGCUCUCUAUCAGCAACGGUGCGAUCAAUGGCAAACGGCGAAAGCCCACCCGUUGGCGGGACCCGUUCGAGUGUGGUCGGGCCAGCGACAGGGUCGUAUGGACUUUUGCCAACUCAACGCCCUUUGCGACGCGUCUCGACUGCGAGAGAGGCCCCUUUUCAAGGUCCGACUACCUCGGGAUUCAGCUUCGAUCUUGCCAAGUCUAGCUUGCUCCAGCGAGGCAUUGUGGAGCGAAAUGACCCCGGCGAAGAAGCGGAAGGCGAUUUGACUCAGGAACCCUCGCCUUUGGCCUCGCCGUCUGCUCCGAAUCGAGACUCGGAGCUUCGUCAUGCAGUGGACCCUCUCUGGGCGCUGCCGAAGAAUGAAGCUCUGCGACUAUGUCAAGUCUAUGAAGAGGAAAUGGGAAUUAUGUACCCUGUGCUGGAAGUCUCGGAGCUUCUGGAACAGGUGCAUCUUCUCUAUGGCUUGAUGGAUCGCACACUUGAGUCGGACAUUCAAACUAAUGGAAAGAACGCCUUGGAUCGGGAAGACGUCUAUAUUCUUCGAUUGGUCUUUGCGUGUGCAUUGACAGCUGAAGCUAGCGGCCGCAGUGAGCAGGCUAUUGCCUUGUUUGACAGCGUGCGAGAGGUUCAGGACAACUGUGUGUGGGGACCACCAGAGAUUAAAUCCAUCAUAUUUUUGACCCUCGUGUCCAUUUUCUAUUUCCAAAUGGACGAAGAGACGCUUGCAUGGCGGACCAUUGGAAUUGUGGAGCGCAUGUGCCUAGAGAAAGGCCUCCACCGACGAGAAACACUCAAUCAACCUGGGAUUGUGGCUGCAGGUAAAGAUCGAGUCUUGCGAUUGUUCUGGUCGAUUUACAUCCUCGAUAUGCGCUGGAGCUUCGGCACCGGCAUGCCAUUCGCACUGGAGGACACGGAUAUUGACCCGUGGCUCCCAGAACCCGAAGAAAAGACGCCAUAUCUUCGCGUGAUGAUUCGGUAUAGUCGGAUUGCUGCGAAGGUCUGGAAGUUUAUCUCGGCCUUUAACAAUACGAACGAAAUUAAAAAGGAGGAAAUGAACUAUCUAGAUUGGCAAGUCCUGCGCUGGGCUCACACGAUUCCCGACUCCUUGCGAUUGGUCCACCCCAGUACACCCGAGUCCAAUGCUGCAACCGAAGGUCCUCGCAGUCUUCGCAGACUGAGAGCAUUGCUCUAUCUCCGGGCUAAUCAACUGCGCAUGCUCAUCUAUCGUCCAGUCCUGCACACAGCUGGCCACAUCGUCCGAUACCCCAGCGAAUCAGAGACGGUUGUUGAAAUCGCCAAAGAUACUAUCCGAUUUAUUACGCGACUGAAUGAAACCUCCGAUAUCUACCAGCUGCAGCAGGUGGCAUUCAAUUGGUUCUUGGUAUCUGCUUUGGCUGUCUUGUUCCUUGCGGUUGCUCAAGCACCGUCUCAAUUCAGCGGGACGUGCAAGGAGGAAUUCUACUGGGCCUUGGAACUCGUGAAGGGAUUUUCUACACAGUCCUACAUCUCCCGGCGCCUAUGGAAGUCAAUCCGGAGCCUGCGUAGACUCGGGCCUCAGCUGGGACUGGUGGGUGCGCAGAAGCUCCGACGAAGUAAUCCAGUCGUUGCCGAGCCUGGACCUCCUGGACCACCUCCGAUGCAAGAGUCACCCAUUCCGGCUGCCGGCUCCAGUACACAAAGCCAGACUCCAUUGGACGGAGCGCAGAUGACGCAGGAACUGAUGGAGUGGUUCGAAGCCGUGGGUAAUCUUGAGGACCAGAUCAUGGGUGUCGGCCCUGGGCCCAUGCCAGAUGAUGCCCCGUGGCAGCAGAUGCCGAAUGGCGCAUUUAUGUUUGAUUAUGGGGAAGAGUUGUCUAGCGUGAUGAAAGAUUGUUUUUGA
Messenger RNA from Penicillium daleae, 2178 nucleotides. RefSeq names its product putative C6 transcription factor. NCBI's taxonomy places the organism in Eukaryota, Fungi, Ascomycota, Eurotiomycetes, Eurotiales, Aspergillaceae. The transcript is spliced from 4 exons. Gene Ontology annotation, biological process: positive regulation of transcription from RNA polymerase II promoter by galactose; DNA-templated transcription. Gene Ontology annotation, cellular component: nucleus. The record is from RefSeq and is a predicted model, not a curated record. Bases 1 to 2178 code for a protein of 725 amino acids. Gene Ontology annotation, molecular function: DNA-binding transcription factor activity, RNA polymerase II-specific; zinc ion binding; RNA polymerase II cis-regulatory region sequence-specific DNA binding.